CAACCCUGCCUCCCUACCCACCCCACGAUGGCAGAAGAAACUCGACAGAGCAAAUUGGCUGUAGCCAAGACAAAGUUUAAAGAAUAUUGGCAGAGAAAGAGCCGUAGAGUUACAGCAGGAGCGAAGAGGAACAGGAAAACAAAUGGCAGUAUCCCUGAGACAGCCCCUUUUGGUGGUUGCCAGUCGCCUGGGGAUUCAGCAACAGGUUUCCACGGGGAGGGCCCUACAUCAUCGGCUACCCUGAAGGAUCUGGAGAGCCCGUGCCAAGAACCGGCAGUAGUCUGGGAUUCAAGGUCCGUAAAAAUCAAUCAGCUAAAGAACACCAUCGAAUAUUUGAAACAACAGAAGAAAGAACUGGAACAUCACCUGGAAGAAGAAAAGAAAGCAAACAACAAAACACAGAGAGCUGAAUGGCAGCUAGAACAUACGGACCUGUGUCGCACAAAAGGUGUUCUCAGACACUUUGAAGAAGAGUCCAAGGAUCUGGCAGGCCACCUGCAAUGUUCAUUGCAGUGUAUAGGAGAGUUGGAGCGGGCUCUCUCUGCUGUCGCCACCACACAGAAGGAUAUCAGUUUCUCGAGCUGCAGUAGAGAACUUAGCUGGUGGCGGUUAAAGAAAUCCACAGAGGAGAAGGCACGGCUGAAAACACAGCUAACACGGUUGAAGGAGUUACUGACCCAAGUCCAAUUAGAACGAGAUCAAUAUGCUUGCCAAAUAGAAGGAGAGAGGGACCAGUGGCAGCAGAGGAUGAGAAAAAUGUCGCAGGAGAUUGACACAUUGAAAGAGUCAAAACAUCACUAUACGCAUCGGGUAGAGGAGCUGCAGUCCAAACUCAAAAAUCAGAUGGCUGAACCCUUGCCCCCGGAGCCCCCAGCAUUGCCCUCUGAGGUGGAGCUGCAGCACCUGAGGAAGCAACUCGAGAGAGUGGCAGGAGAGCUCCAGGCCCAGGUCAAAAAGAAUCAGUGCAUAAGUCUCCUGAACCGGGUCCAAGAAGAGAGGCUUCGGAAGCAGGAGGAGAGGCUUCAGGAACAGCAGGAGAAGCUUCAGCAGCUGGCCAAGACACAGAGCAUCUUCGAGGAGCUGAACAAUGAGAACAAGAGCACCCUGCAUUUGGAGCAGCAAGUAAGGGAGCUACAGGAGAAGCUGGAUGAGGAGCGCCUGGAAGCUACCAGCCAGCAGGACCAGCAGCUAACAGCCCAGUUGGGCCUCAUGGCUCUCCCUGGGGAAGGUACUGGAGACCGAGAUGGAGAACCUCGGCCCAUGCCGAGCGUCCCAGAGGACCUGGAGAGCGGGGAGGCCACGAGCAGCUUUAUGGACCACCUGGAGGAGAAGGCAGACCUGAGUGAGCUGGUGAAAAAACAAGAAAUACGAUUCAUCCAGUACUGGCGAGAGAGAUGCCAUCAGAAAACCCAUCACCUUUUAACAGAGCCAGGGGGCCAUGCCAAAGAUGCGGCACUGGGAGGAGGACCUCAGGCUGGCCCAGGACAGGGAGGAGAUGAAGGUGAAGCUGCUGGAGCUGCAGCAGAUGGUAUCGGGGCCUGUGGCGACGACAACAAUGGGCACAGAAAAUUCCUGGCUGCUGCCCAGAACCCUGUUGAUGAGCCCGGUCCAGGAGCCCCAGCCCCCCAGGAGCUUGGGGCUGCGGACAAGCAUGGUGAUCUUUGUGAGGUGAACCUCAGCUCCUCUGCGCAAGGAGAGGCCAGGGAGGGUCCUCCCUGUGACAACCCUACUGCACAGCCAAUCGUGCAGGACCACCAGGAGCACCCAGGCUUGGGCAGCAACUGCUGUGUUCCAUUCUUUGGCUGGGCUUGGCAGCCGAGAAGAAGGAGAUAAACAUCAUCAUCAUCAAAGAGCUGGCCAAGAUAUUUUUAAAUAAGAAACCAAGUUAUGGAGUUAAUCUCCAACACAAUUCAUUUAGUUCAUUUGAAUGUUAGAGCCACUCAUGAUUAUUUGUGUUUCUAUUUUAUAGUUUAAGUUUAUUUGUAAAAAGUUAAAAGAGAGUGGGUCUCUGUGGCUUUCACUGAUGUUCACUCUGGCAUCCUUUAGUAUUUUUCUUUUUUAAUUUCAUAAUUGCAGGUCAUUAGCAUGCAUAUCGAGUUUGCCCUUAUGUGGUGGGAAUUCAAACACGCAAAGACCCACUCUUUGCACAAAACUGUUCUCGUUGGUUUGGAAUAGGCUGCCAUGCUUUUUUAAUGUUAUUGCAGCAUGUAUAUUCAUUACAGAAUUCAGAUAAAAUUUGCCUAUGUUCUGCUAGUGUUUGAUCUAAUCUUAAUCACAGUGAGCUCUUCAUUAGCUCUAUAUGUGGUUUGCCCCCAAGUGUGCACUGUUUAUUACUUUGUAAUAUGCCACUAUGAGUACUGACAUUUAGAGUUGUUUAAAGGCCGAGAACUGGAAAGAGCCUUUCCUCCAUUUUCUGUGUAUUGGUGAUGGGAGUCAUAACCUUUUGGGGGAGCUUUUUAAAUCUCACAGAAGAGGAAAGUGGCCUGCUCUGGCAGGUAUGUGCAGGAUAGAGUGUGUUUCAUCUGUUCCGGUGCCAAGAAUUAGGGCUGUAUUAUGGUGGUUCCCUUAGGAUUUGUAUGUGCUCUGGGCUCAUGAAGAUAUUGCAUCAUGAGCUGCAGCAGUUGUACUCUUUUUCGAUGACCUAAAAAGGGAUGAUUUCUGAGGAAUGAAAGGUUCCCAUCAUUGACUGUGCAUGUGGAAAACCUUUCCUAGCUUAGAGCAUUUGUAUCUAUAAUACAUUUUAAAGUCAGAGUUCAUGUUACCUGUUUUAAUCACAUGACUACAUGCCUCAGUACACAAAGGGCAC
Nomascus leucogenys (northern white-cheeked gibbon) is the source of this 2806-nucleotide messenger RNA. RefSeq names its product golgin subfamily A member 8S-like. Gene Ontology annotation, biological process: Golgi organization; spindle assembly. Gene Ontology annotation, cellular component: Golgi apparatus; Golgi cisterna membrane; cis-Golgi network. The record is from RefSeq and is a predicted model, not a curated record. The transcript is spliced from 19 exons. Gene Ontology annotation, molecular function: protein binding. The coding region runs from base 28 to 1833 and encodes 601 amino acids. NCBI's taxonomy places the organism in Eukaryota, Metazoa, Chordata, Mammalia, Primates, Hylobatidae.